AUGAAUCGACGUUUCCCAGAGUGUAUAGUCUUUUUGGUUCUAAUUUUCUGCCCGACAGCCUAUGGCACCCUUUCAAAAUCAGAUCGGAAAGAGAAGUCGAAAAUUUUUCAUGGAGCGAAACAAAAGCAAAAAGAGGAAAGCAACGUUAUGAAGCAGUCACAACAUUUCGAGGACAAUGCCGAGAAGGUCACUGUUGCAAAUAUACUUAGCAACCAUCAUAAGUUAUGCAUGGAGGAGAAGAAAUUCAAGCAUCCUAUAUUGGCGUAUGUUACACCGUGGAAUAAUGGUGGAUAUGACAUUGCCAAAUGGGUGGCUCGAAAAUUCACUCACAUCUCUCCUGUUUGGUUUCAGUUUAAACCUGAAGUAAAACAACAAAAAACAUGUGCUAUACUUGGAACUCACGAUAUGGAUAUACAAUGGUUGGCUGCAGUUCAUACAAAUAAUUCAGAAAUCAAGUUUGUGCCACGUUUUGUCAUCGAUGGAUCAGCACAUGGAAAUAUUGAACGAUUUUUAUAUGACGAAAAAUGGCAAACAAAUUGUGCUCAGCUAAUUGUCAAUUUCAUUAAGAAAAACAAGAUGCACGGGGCAGUCAUAGAAGUGUGGCUUCAAGUUUUGUCGUUGGUUCAAACAGAAGUGAAAGAGGAACUGGUCGAAUUGAUUUCACACUGGGCAGAACUUUUCCAUCAGGCUGAUCUUGAAAUUAUUGUGCCUCUUCCUGCACCUCUCAAUGACAAAAAUGAGCCAUUCGGGUUUGUAAUGAAGGCUGAAUUAUCGAGAAUAAUACGUGAUGUCGACUAUGUCAAUGUGAUGACAUAUGACUACAGUGCUGAUCGUUUCGUUGGAGUGUCACCAUUUGAAUGGGUUCAGCGCAAUUUUGAAUAUAUUUUGUCGGAUUCAUCGAUUAGUUCAUCCAAACUUCUUAUGGGGCUUAAUUUUUAUGGCUAUGCUUCCCAGCAAUCUGCUAUCAAAGCUGUUAUUGGCAGAGACUUUAUCAAAUACAUAGCUGCACGACCAGAAGCAUUGUUUUGGAAUUCCAUAACGAAAGAACAUUUUCUCAAAAUAAAGGACAAAAAUUUUUGCAUUUAUCCAACAGUGACAUCUUUGCAAAGCAGGCUUGAUUUAGCCAGUCACUUUAAUGUUGGGAUAGGUAUUUGGGAACUCGGACAAGGCCUUAAUUAUUUUACAUGCUUGCUUUAA
Messenger RNA from Cercopithifilaria johnstoni, 1197 nucleotides. The record is from the annotation of a GenBank genome assembly. Lineage: Eukaryota; Metazoa; Nematoda; Chromadorea; Rhabditida; Onchocercidae.